GGUUACUUUUAUUCCAACUCCAACCUUCCCCUGCAUUUUCUCCUCACAGGUGCUAAAUCUCUGGACUAUAAAUUCACAGUCACUCCUAAUGGGCAACCAUGGUGUGAAAUUCAAGGCCAGGUCAAUGGAAACACAUUUCUUCAUUAUACCUGUGGUAGCCAGGAGGUCAAACUCUUCAGUGUUCUGGAUGUGAAUGCUACACAGGCCUGGAAUCAGCAGAGAGACACUCUGCAAGAUGUAGUGGAGGAGCUCAAGAAGACCCUGCUUGACAUUAAAGCAGAGAUUACUGCACCCAGAGGUCCUCUCUCCCUGCAGAGCAGCAUGAUGUGUGAGCAGGAAUCCAAUGGACGCACCGGAGCAUCCUGGGAGUUUGGAUUGGAUGGACAGAUAUCUGUCCACUUUGACCCAAGGAAUGGAAACUGGGCAGUGCUGCACGGUGAAGGCAGAGUGUUAAAGCAAACAUUGGCGAGUGACAAAGAUAUGACCAAUCUCCUUGCUAGGACCUCAGUUGGAGACUGUAGGAAGUGGCUUAAAGAAGUUUUGUGUCCCCUGAGCACAAAAGCUGCAUCAACCACUGCCACAGCAACAGUCCCGUCCAAGGCCAACACGCCCAUCACUUCAAUUCUCCCUGUGAUCCUCACCUGCUCGAUCAUCAUUGGCACCUUAGGCUGGGGCUUUUAUGGUAACAGGUAUUGAGGGCUUAAUUAUGUGGGAAAUGAGGGACAGAAGGCCUGGGGUGAGGACAGGGAAAGAUGAAUUCCAGCCUGACCCCUGACCCCGCC
Myotis lucifugus (little brown bat) is the source of this 782-nucleotide messenger RNA. RefSeq names its product UL-16 binding protein 5-like. Lineage: Eukaryota; Metazoa; Chordata; Mammalia; Chiroptera; Vespertilionidae. Gene Ontology annotation, cellular component: external side of plasma membrane. The record is from RefSeq and is a predicted model, not a curated record. The transcript is spliced from 3 exons. Gene Ontology annotation, biological process: positive regulation of T cell mediated cytotoxicity; antigen processing and presentation of endogenous peptide antigen via MHC class Ib; immune response. The annotation marks the transcript as partial.